Galendromus occidentalis (western predatory mite) is the source of this 2346-nucleotide messenger RNA. RefSeq names its product transducin beta-like protein 3. The coding region runs from base 1 to 2346 and encodes 781 amino acids. Gene Ontology annotation, cellular component: 90S preribosome; small-subunit processome; nucleolus. Gene Ontology annotation, biological process: endonucleolytic cleavage to generate mature 5'-end of SSU-rRNA from (SSU-rRNA, 5.8S rRNA, LSU-rRNA); endonucleolytic cleavage in 5'-ETS of tricistronic rRNA transcript (SSU-rRNA, 5.8S rRNA, LSU-rRNA). Gene Ontology annotation, molecular function: protein binding; U3 snoRNA binding. NCBI's taxonomy places the organism in Eukaryota, Metazoa, Arthropoda, Arachnida, Mesostigmata, Phytoseiidae. The transcript has a single exon. The record is from RefSeq and is a predicted model, not a curated record.
AUGAAAGAAGUGCUCAAAGUCGAACGCCAGAUCAACGCUUUCUACGCCGGGGGCGAUGUUUUGUGGACAUCGAAUGGAGAAAAACUUUUUUGUCAGUCUGGAUCGGCGGUGAAUCUCGUCAAUGUCGGAGAUGGGCUGGUCGACUCGGUUUUUCGACUCGGUGAGGAAGAGACGGUGACCGCGUUGUCCCUGUCUCCAGACAACACUAUACUGAUAGUCGCCUCAAAAAAUGAUCUCCUGCGACAAUUCAAUUGGCAGGAGUCCGGCACCGAGGUCCGUCGGAGCUGGAGGACCAUGUUCAAAACACCGGUCCUGAAGCUCGAGUUCGACGUGGACAAUCGGAUGUUAGCGUCCGGAAGUGCAGAUGGUGCCCUGAAAGUUUGGGAUGUCGUAUCCAAGUAUUGCACGCAUAACCUUAAAGGCGCAUCUGGGACCUUCACCAUGCUGCGCUUCCAUCCAACGAAACAUUUAUUGUACGGAGCGACUACCCACAGCGGAACGCUUUUCUGCUGGAAUCUGAAGGACUCUCGGUUGGAGCAACAAUUGGAGGCUCACACCUCGGUCAUCACGGAUCUCCAGUUUGUGGACUCGAAGGUCGCCUUGACGUCAUCCAGAGACAAGGUCGUCGUUGUCUGGGACAUUGAAAAACAUCAGGAGAUCCGAAGCAUUCCCGUAUUUGAGAACGUUGAGAGCCUCAUGCUUUUGAGAACAGAAGACGCUGGUUUCGCAGAAGGGCAUUUCGUCACUGUCGGCAACAAAGGCGUCCUGAAAGUAUGGCACAUCGCGAGCGGUAAAUGCGUAAAAGAACAAGUCGAGGAGAAAGCCGCCGUCCUGGCCUCAGAAACCGACACCGUCGUUGUGAAGGGAAUGUUCAACCGAGAGAUCGGUUCCUUCGCCGUCGUGACCUACGAGCAGAAUAUCGUACUCUAUGAUGCCGAAGAUUUCGAGCCCACGAAACGCCUCACCGGGAACUAUGAUCAGAUACUCGACCUCGUUCUCCUGGGACCGGCUGCCGAGCUCCUCGCAAUCUGCUCGAAUUCCCCGCUGAUAAGAGUCCUCAACAGAACAACAGGCCACACGUCGCUUCUCAAGGGACACUCCGACAUUGUCCUCUGCGCAGCUGUAGCGGGGUCUUAUCCGAAUCUGCUCGUUUCCGGGAGCAAAGAUCAAGAUAUCCGGGUCUGGGGCUGUCAGGAGAAUGAAAUGAAAUGCUUGAGUAAGGGAAGCGGACACACGCAUUCGGUCGGAGCCGUCGCAGUUUCGAAGCUGAAGGCCGACGUCAAAGGCAACAUCCAGAUCUUCUCCGGCGGUGAAGACAAGACCCUGAAACUCUGGAGCUACAACCUCGAUAAUAAUUCGAUCUCCUGUCAAUACACGGUCAGGGCUCACGAGAAAGACAUCAUGUCUAUCGAUACUAGCUCGAACAACCAGCUGGUGGCCACCGGUUCCCAGGACAAAACCGCGAAGUUGUGGAGAGCGGCGGAUCUGUCGGAACUCGGAGCUUUCAGAGGUCAUCGUAGAGGAGUCUGGUGCGUGAAAUUCUCGUCCGAGGAACCGAUUCUCGCCUCGUCGUCCACGGACACCACGGUGAAGAUUUGGAGUAUCGACGAUUUCUCCUGCCUGAGAACCUUUGAAGGUCACGAGUGCUCUGUGCUCCGAGUGAUGUUUGUCAGUAGAAGCCAGCAGCUGCUCACCGCCGGAGCCGACGGCAAUCUCAAGCUCUGGAACAUGAAGACGAACGAUUGCGCGGGGACCUUCGACGGGCACGAGGGCAGGAUCUGGGCCCUGACUGCGACCGCGGACGAGAUGACUUUCGUGACCGGUGCGGCCGACGCAACGAUCAGUGUCUGGAAGGACGUGACGGAGGAGGAGAAAGAAGCGGCGAUGGAACUCCGUGAGAAACUUAUUCUUGAGGAACAGACUCUCCUCAACUUCAUCCAGGACAAGAAAUGGUCGAAGGCGCUGAAGCUCGCGCUAAAUCUCGAACAUCCGCAGCGGACGUUGAACAUCGUCAAAGCUAUUCUCUAUGAAGACCAAGCCUCCUCGAAGCUAGAGAAAGCCCUGCAUGGCCUCGAAGCGUUCCAGGAGAACACGCUAUUAGGUUUUUGUGCGACUUGGAAUACUAACGCCAAGCAUUGCCACGCAGCGCAGGCCAUUUGUAGGCUGCUCUUGACUUCGCAAAAACCAACGGCUCUCUUGGAACGAUGGAAAGACCUGCACGAGCACUGUGCGGGACUCCUUGUGUACUCGGAGAGACAUUUGGAACGGCUACAGAAACUAGAGCAGCAAUCGACGAUUCUAGAAUAUAUGUUGAAGAAUAUGCAUGUAGCCGCGGAUGUUGAAUAA